Molecule: messenger RNA, 653 nt
Organism: Hevea brasiliensis (rubber tree)
Lineage: Eukaryota; Viridiplantae; Streptophyta; Magnoliopsida; Malpighiales; Euphorbiaceae
Exons: 1
Coding region: 65-478 (137 amino acids)
Biological process (GO): mRNA processing
Source: RefSeq, a predicted model, not a curated record
UCUCUCUGAGUUAGGUCUCAUAAAAAUCACUUGUUUCAGCUUUCAUGGUGAACGCGAACCUCCAAUGGGCAGCCUAAUCAAUAAGCUAGCCAAAAAAACGACGCCAUCUCUGAGAAUCAUAGCAACAGCCAUCAAAACUCCGCUGCUAUUCAAUCCCGUCCUUCACUCGGCCAAACCAGAUUUCAUAAACAACUCAAUUCCUCCCUGCGACUCCCCUGCCAUAGAGAACAACCCAAUACUUCAAAGCCCUACUAAACCCCUGCAGUUUUAUUACCCCAAUUUCCCAUUUGGGUAUUGCUUAAACCCCUUUUCCAUGACUGGGUCUGAUCAAUUGAAAGCUAUUGGGGCUGAUUCUACUGGAAACGAUGCUGAUGAUGCGAGGAUCAUGUGGGCUGAUAGUGUGAAGAAGAAGAGGAAGAAGAAGAUGAAUAAACACAAGUACAAGAAGCUCAGGAAGCGUCUCCGACGAAAGGCAUAAUAGGCAUCUUGGUAAAAAUUCCAUGUCUUGCUGGUUCAUUGCCCUUGUUCCUUUCUAUAGUUUUUGAAUCAGAAUAUGAAUAUUCGCUUGGAGUACUAAUUUUUUAAGUAACUUUUGAGAUAGAGCAUCAUACAUUCAGAUUAUCAAACGAAUCAAAAUGGAAUUAUUUCUUGCU